This is a messenger RNA of Xiphophorus couchianus (Monterrey platyfish), 747 nucleotides long. Its product is annotated as gamma-crystallin N-A-like. The coding region runs from base 76 to 627 and encodes 183 amino acids. NCBI's taxonomy places the organism in Eukaryota, Metazoa, Chordata, Actinopteri, Cyprinodontiformes, Poeciliidae. Gene Ontology annotation, biological process: lens development in camera-type eye; visual perception. The record is from RefSeq and is a predicted model, not a curated record. Gene Ontology annotation, molecular function: structural constituent of eye lens. The transcript has 4 exons.
CCGUAUAUAUCUCAGCGUCCAAAAACUUCCCCUCUUGAAUUGUGUGAAUAGUUUGGAGGACUUUAACAGUGGAAAAUGUCUCAGUACUCAGGAAAGAUUGUGCUCUACGAGGGCAAAUGCUUCACCGGCAGGAAGCUGGAACUCAGCAGUGACUGCGACAACUUUCAGGACCGAGGUUUUAUGAACAGGGUCAACUCUGUCCGUGUGGAAAGCGGUGCCUUCGUCUGUUUCGACCAUCCUGACUUCAAGGGCCAGCAGUACAUUCUGGAGCAUGGAGAGUACCCUGAAUUCCAGCGCUGGAAUGCUCAUAAUGAUCACAUGGGCUCAUGCCGACCAAUCAAGAUGCACGGAGAGCACUACAGAUUGGAGAUGUUCGAGGGAGACAACUUUGCCGGCCAGUGUGUGGAGCUGUGUGAUGACUGUCCGUUUCUGCAAGCGCGAGGUCUGACCAAGAACUGUGUCAACUCCAUGAAGGUUUAUGGAGAUGGAGCCUGGGUGUUGUAUGAGGAGCCAAACUAUCGUGGCCGCAUGUACAUCGUGGAAAGAGGAAACUUCUGCAGCCAUAAGGAGUGGCAAGCAGAGAAUCCCACUAUCCAGUCUGUUCGCAGGGUGGCAAACUACUUCUAAACCUGCCUCCACAUCAGAGGCAGAACGAUCGACUGCUGACAGAGUAAAUGUGCCACACUUUCGGGAUAUAUCUCACAGACUCUGUGGUGGUGUAGAAUAAUAAAACAAGUGGAAAAUGUG